Messenger RNA from Mus pahari (shrew mouse), 1499 nucleotides. RefSeq names its product tektin 4 (gene Tekt4). The record is from RefSeq and is a predicted model, not a curated record. Lineage: Eukaryota; Metazoa; Chordata; Mammalia; Rodentia; Muridae. Bases 105 to 1448 code for a protein of 447 amino acids. The transcript is spliced from 7 exons. Gene Ontology annotation, biological process: cilium assembly; cilium movement involved in cell motility. Gene Ontology annotation, cellular component: microtubule cytoskeleton; nucleus; sperm flagellum.
CUUGACCUCUACUUGCUUAGGGACAAGGCUAGGCUGUAUUUACUCUGUCUUGCCUGAUCAACAGGCAUAGGAGCCCAGCUAAGCUUAGCCAGGCAGUGGGCACCAUGGCCCAAACCGGCGUGCUCCUGACCAAGGAGCCAGCCCCACAGUCAAUAGAUGUCUGUGAGCUUCCACGCAAAGAAUAUGAUGUGGCCUGCAAUACUGGGGCCUACACGUCCUCGGGUCUGGCCACCGCUGGCUUCCGCACUGCCAAAUACCUGAUGGACGAGUGGUUUCAGAACUCUUACGCCCGCUAUCACCAGGCCUUCGCAGACCGGGACUACUCUGAGAGGCAGCGGCAUGAGAGCAGGCAGCUGGCAGCCGAGACUGGGGCACUGGCCCAACGCACGCAACUUGACUCCACAAGAAAGGUGGGAGAGCGCCUGGAGGACAUGCAUUGCUGGAAGUCAGAGCUGCAGCGAGAGAUAGACGAGCUGUCUUCUGAGACGGACCUGAUGAUGGCCCAGAAGCUGCGGCUACAGCGCGCCUUGGAUGCCACCUCCGUGCCCUACUCCAUUGCUACUGACAACCUACAGUGCCGAGAACGCCGCCAGCACCCAGACCUUGCCCGGGACUACGUGGAGGUGGAGCUGCUGAAGGAAACUGAGCUCAUCAGGAACAUCCAGGAACUCCUGAAGAGGACGAUGGGACAAGCCGUGGGCCAGAUACGGCUGAACAGGGAACAUAAGGAGUCGUGUGAGAUGAACUGGUCAGACAAAGUGGAAGUCUAUAACAUUGACGAUACCUGCGCCCGCUACACCAACGAGAGCACCCAGGUGCAGUUCUAUCCGCAUUCCAGCAAGUUCGAGGAGAGUGCCUCCACGCCCGAGACGUGGGCCAAGUUCAAUCAAGACAACCUGCUUCGAGCCGAGCGCGAGCGGCUAGCCUCGGUUAACCUGAGGAAGUUAAUUGACUGCAUCUUGCGGGAUACGGCCGAGGACCUGCGGCUACAGUGCGAUGCAGUGAACGCGGCCUUCUCAAGCCGCUGCCAAGAGCUGGACGACGCACUCCAGAAGCUGCAGCACCACCUUCGAAAGACCCUGAGGGAGAUCACGGACCAGGAACACCAGAUUGCAGCCUUGAAGCAGGCCAUCAAGGACAAGGAGGCCCCUCUGCGUGUGGCCCAGACUCGCCUUUACCAGCGGUCACACCGGCCCAAUGUGGAGCUGUGCCGGGACAAUGCCCAGUUCAGGUUGCUGAGCGAGGUGGAGGAGCUGAACAUGUCCCUCAGAGUGUUAAAGGAGAAGCUUCAGGAUGCGGAGCAGGCACUGCGGAACCUGGAGGACUCACGCAUGAGUCUGGAGAAGGACAUCGCAGUCAAGACCAACAGCCUCUUCAUCGACCGCCAGAAGUGUAUGACCCACCGCAACCGCUACCCCAGUGUCCUCCAGCUGGCUGGCUACCAGUGACUGGGGCUGGCACCUGGCCUCACUGCCUCAUUCAAAUAAAGAGCUCUUUAG